Capra hircus (goat) is the source of this 859-nucleotide messenger RNA. It is a transcript of the gene TIMM10, whose product is annotated as translocase of inner mitochondrial membrane 10 homolog (yeast). Gene Ontology annotation, cellular component: mitochondrial inner membrane. Lineage: Eukaryota; Metazoa; Chordata; Mammalia; Artiodactyla; Bovidae. Bases 386 to 658 code for a protein of 90 amino acids. The record is from RefSeq and is a predicted model, not a curated record. Gene Ontology annotation, biological process: protein insertion into mitochondrial inner membrane. The transcript has 3 exons.
CCGAGGCCGGGGGCCCUGGGGGCGUGAGGGGGAGGCCGGGGCCUCGGGGAGAGACUCGGAUCGCGCGGCGACCCCGACGACGGCGCCGCCGCUCCAGGGCUGUGGCCUCGGGCCCGGCCCCGCAGGGCCGCGUCGCAUCGGGUCGGCAGGGCCCCGCGCGUUCGUGCAGGCCGUUCGGGGCCCCGUCCCGGACCCCAGCUUCUCCCGGAGAGACGCCACCUUGAGGGGCUGGGCGUCAGGGCGCCGGGACCCGCUCUGCAGGCCUGCCGUCGCCGGCUCUGCGACCUUGGGCGGGGCCUCGGUUCCGACGUCUGACGCUGAGUGCUUGAGCUUGCCGAGGAACUAGGAGGCCCGCUGGAGAUCUCUUCCAGGGCGCAGGGCUGAGAUGGACCCCCUCAGGGCCCAGCAGCUGGCCGCAGAGCUGGAGGUAGAGAUGAUGGCCGACAUGUACAACAGAAUGACCAGCGCCUGCCACCGGAAGUGCGUGCCUCCCCACUACAAGGAGGCAGAGCUGUCCAAGGGCGAGUCCGUGUGCCUGGACCGCUGUGUCUCCAAGUACCUGGACAUCCACGAGCGGAUGGGCAAGAAGCUGACAGAGCUGUCUAUGCAGGAUGAGGAGCUGAUGAAGAGGGCGCAGCAGAGCUCUGGGCCUGUGUGAGGCGCGGCGGCACACCCUGAGGCGCACCCCGCCCUCCACCCGUUUACUGAAAGUGCCCCACGUUGGGCAUCUGUGAAGACUGCCCGGCCUGGACUCCUUCUGGAGUCUCCAGGAGCUGGAGUAUGAUGGAGCCCUUUCCCAGGCGGGCCCUGUGACUGUGUGUGUAUGUAUAUAUUAUAUAUUAAAGCAAAUUUGUUGACA